Molecule: messenger RNA, 2634 nt
Organism: Saccoglossus kowalevskii
Lineage: Eukaryota; Metazoa; Hemichordata; Enteropneusta; Harrimaniidae
Product: polyubiquitin-C-like
Biological process (GO): regulation of apoptotic process
Molecular function (GO): protein binding
Source: RefSeq, a predicted model, not a curated record
AUGGAAAAGAUACACAGAGAAGUACUUAGUUCUAAUAUGGCCAAGCUGGCUGAUGAAAUAGACGUUGACGAUUUCUUGGACGAUCUCCGAAAUGAAGAAAUUCUGACUGAAGUUUUGACUGAAGACAUCGAGUCAGAAAAAUCUCGGAGAGCCAAGACGGGCAAAAUGGUGAUUCUGUUACAGUCGUGUGGACCCAAAGCAUUCAAAGUUUUCAGACAAUUGCUAAAGAAAAAGGGACACACGGACAUUGCAUUGAAAAUGAAGAAAGAUGUGGAGGAAUUAAAAAUGCAGGAAAUUACACGAGAUCUUAAGAAAAUAGAAAAGUCUGGUCAAAUCCCAAUGGAGGCGUAUGGAGAUAUAUUGGCUCUGCAUCGGGAAGAGGUCGUUGAGGAUUUAUGGGUGGAACACAUCAUGCCGUUGAUGGCGUACCCCGUGGAUCUAUCCGAAGGGCACGUGGAUGAAAUCAAGAAACAUACUAGCAGGAAAGCGAAGGCGGAGACUUUGUUCGAUAUCAUGAAGAUGCGAGUAGAUUACGAUGGCAAGAAGGCAUUCUAUUCAUUCUGUGACGUCAUAGGCAAAGUGUACCCGCAUUUGGCCCAUCAAAUACUGAAAGACGAAGUAAAAACCAUGGUCGCUGUAUCGAGACCUACAACGAAAGUAGGAAAUGAUCCAGAGAGUCCGGCGCCCUCACGCGACCAAACGCCAUCCCGCACACCUUGCAGUCAACGUGAAGAAGAUAUGACGCUACCACCAACAUCGACAAAACAGGUAUCCUUCCGAUCUCCCAGGCCAAGCUCAAAUUCACCGAAACCAGCUAAAUACAAAAAAACUCCUCUACCUGACAUCAUGUCCCCGAUCACUUCAAGAUCAUUGCGCUCUCCGGUUACUUCAAGGUCAACGCAAUCUCCGGUUACAGGCACACGAGAAAGUCUACAAAGUUCGCGCCGGACGCCUCUUCCGAAAGUUUCAGAAAGUUUGGCAAAGCUCGAAGAUCAAUUGAAUACUUCUGUCAAAGACCGUUAUGAAAGAUGGUUGGGUAUCGACAUGCCAGAAAGAACUGACAUGCAAUCACAACACCUGGACAGAGCCACCAAACUGAUCAUCGAAGCUGGCGAUGCGAUCGAAAAACUUGAAUCAAAGAUCAAAGCUUUACAAAGAGAGCGCGAUGAGGCAUUUGAGAGUCGAGACCAAGCACUUCAAUACACAGAUCAUAUGCAGGAGUCCUUGAGACAGCUCGAAAAAGAAAAAGAGGUCGAGUCUGGCAGGGUUCAAAAACUUUCCGAGUACAUUAUCCGUCCGGGCAGCACUCCGGGUGGACGCGGCCGGCGCGUAACGCCACAGAAAUUCCGUCCGUUUUCUCUCCGUAUACGCAAAUCCAAAACGGUAGACGAUAUCAAAGAGAUGGUCAAACGAAGAGAAGGAAUCCCGUCAGAGUGGCAACAGUUUUAUUAUAAUGGCAAACUGCUGAAGGACCACUUCACGUUACGGGAACAAAACGUCUAUGACCAAUCGAAAGUGGAUCUCAAGCUGGAAGUACCUGAGGGGGUCUUGCCGCUGAUUAUUAAAACCGUGGACGACGACACACAUGUGAUCGCCGCGGAAAUGGAAGAUACAAUCGCCGCUGUUAAGGCGAGGAUUUACGACAAGGAAGGUAUACCCCCACACCAGAUACGACUGGUCCAUGGCGGUAUUAACUUGGACAAUAAUCGGACUCUACGCGAAUACGGAAUAGAGAGUGCGUCAACUUUGCACAUGGUGAUGCGCUAUAAUAUCAUGGUGCGGUCUUUUAAGGAUAAAACGAUUUCUUUGCAAGUCGGAGAAGCAGACUCCAUCAAGAAAAUCAAGAUGUUGGUGAACGAGAAACUUGGAAUAGCUCCAGAGAUGCAAAGGAUUGUGUUUUCUGGGAAAGUGUUGGAAAAUUCCAAAUGUUUGGCGGACUACCAUAUUUGGGAGAACAGUGUGUUAAGUCUGGUGCUCACGGUGUCCGUUUUACGAAAGUCACGACUAGAUUUUGACGAGGAAAUGUACAACGUGGACCUGGACCCACGAGACAAUGUAGUCAAGUUGAAAAGAAAGUUAGAAGAAAUGUCUGGGGUCGAGGCUGAACGACAGCAUCUCGUCCUGGACGAUGUCUAUUUAACGAACUACGACAGAGUCGCCCCUUACGCCCAAAAGGGGAAAACCAUCAUCAUGUACGUUGACCUCGUGUGCGUUACCUGGGAAACAGGCGAAGUUGUGCUGCGGAAUGUGCGCCCUCAAGAGACCAUCCACCGAGUCAAAAUGAAGAUUCACGAAUUGUUUCAUGUACAGCCUGUAUGGAUUUCUCUUACGUGUGAACACAAACAACUUAACGUUGACACUUUGACCUUCGAAGAUUACAACAUAGACGAUGGGUCACAGGUAAUAUUUACUUUAAGGGCGAUACCGGUUCAGAUUCUUAUGUUAAGUGGAAAGACAUUUCGAGUGAACGUUUACAGAAAAUCAACUCUUAAACACAUCAAGUCUUGGAUAGAACAAAAAGUUGGCAUUCCCAAAAAAGUACAGCGAAUAUAUCACAAUGGUAUUGAAAUGAAGAACGGCGACGUGUGUGAAGAUUACAAUAUUGAUGACCAUUCUGUGUUGUAUCUGAAAUAA